This is a messenger RNA of Paralichthys olivaceus (Japanese flounder), 1661 nucleotides long. RefSeq names its product proline-rich protein 15-like. The record is from RefSeq and is a predicted model, not a curated record. NCBI's taxonomy places the organism in Eukaryota, Metazoa, Chordata, Actinopteri, Pleuronectiformes, Paralichthyidae.
ACAGGUGCUCGGGCUCCAAGAGUUUCGGAGGCGGAAACCUGCUGGUUCAGUAGCUGGAAGCCGCUCCUUAUAAAUGUGUCAAUUCAUAAGAGCCUUUCUGGAGGGUUGCCGAAGAAGAGAGGGAAUUGUUUUCCCAGUUGUGGAGGAGAAGGAAGAAUUAAACGUUUUGACAGGUGGGAGAUGAGUGUGGUCAGGACGCCUGGCUCGUGCGUAAAAAUGGAUCCUGCUGCGACGCGCUGAGGGACUGCUGGCACAGUUGUUGUGAGCGCUUCACCACUGAAGAAGAAAAGAAGAAGACACCAAACUAUCCUGUGGAUUUAUAUCUGAAUAUAUUAAAGAAGACAAUUUAUAUCCAACUUUUUAUAAAGGGUCCACAUCACCUGCUGUCGCACAGUAUCCAACCUCCAGUCAAAGAUGACAGAGAGAACCCCAUGGUGGAAGGCAUUCCUGACAAAGAAGAAGCCCACUGGCCCCAAGGAUGCCAGUGCGUCCCACACCUUCGGCCCGGACUUUGACCCUUUUGCACAACGUCCGGAGAAGCAAAAAGAUGCCUCCACAGGUGCCUCCAAGACCUACGGCGACCAGUCCCAGCAGGACUCGAGCAAGAAAUCCAGCCUUGUCAGUGAUGACACCUACGACGACUCCCACCUGGAAUCCGUCUUCAACGAGCAGACGUGUCGCAGGAACAUGAAGGUGUCGCGCUCGGGGCGAUUCAAGGAGAAGAGGAAGGUGCGCUCCAGCCUUCCCAUACAAGAGAAAGAGACACAAGAGCAUGUGGCUCCAGGGAGAGAGGAUAAACGGUGAUGAGGAGGAAAAUGAGAGAGAGAGAGACUCCUUUGCGAAGAUGCUCGAGGAGCAGAAGAGGGAUCUGAGAACGUGAAGAUGCUUGAGGCAUUCCAAACUGUUUGCUGUAUGUUGUUGAUGAUGGAGAAGAUGAGGGGCAUUCAGCUUUUAAACCAAUACUGCAGGAUUUAGGUUAUGUUGUUAGAGAAAUAAUGAAAAUCUAUUGAAGGACUUGUGCCAGAGAGACACAGAAGCAAUAAGACAUGACAUGAUUGUAUUUGUUAUGAUGGUCAUUGAAUCAUUUUGCCAACAAUAUCCCAUACAUCCCCGAAAUGAAGAGAUACAGUAGUCAUGCAGUGAGCACUUAACGUCCCGCAGUGUCUUUUUUUAUCACGGACACUGUCGUCAUUACAGGGCGACUCAUAACACUACCUACAACAGGCACAAUCAUCCAACGUAAUUUACUAAUGAAGUGUGAUAUGCUCCAAGAAAAUAUUGUUUUAUAAGAUGUUUACGUUAUUUGUGUGAUGAGAAUAAUAUAUAUUCGACAAUGAAGGAUUACUGUAAUGCUCCCUUUUUACUGUGCUUUUACAAAAACAUGAUGAUUCUAAAGGGUGUAGAAGGAUGUUUAUGAAGGUGUAAAAGGUAUUUUUUUUAUAAUGUGUGAAAACUAAUCAGCUAAUGGAAAAAAUUGAGAAAUGCUUGCGUGCAAAAUGCAUCAAAUAUUUUUUUAAAUGAAGGAUGAAAUCCAGCAUGUUUUUAUAAGAUAAUGGAUUCUAAAUAAUUGAAGUCAUGUUGUAUCCAACUGAAGGAGAAAAUGCCACGUAGCUAACGAAGUAUGAUCCAGUACCACUGUAUUUUGGAUCGCCUGCCAAAUA